ACCAGACUGACAACUGAUUAUUGGUAUCGUUAAUUCGUCUGCAGACGUGAGCCAAAGAAAUGCUUUUCUUAAAGGAAAUGUGGCUUCUGCUGGCCCUUGUUGGACAAGGUAGAGGUAAGAAUGUGAAGAAAUUGAAUAUGGUGGGAUUAGCUAAAACGCCUAUUAUUAAGCCUAGUACUGAUGCUACGACAACCAAUAUUCGAGGCUAUACAUUGGGUUCCGACAGAUCAGAAAAUAUCACACUUAAAAUUGUAACUUUAGCCAACACUAGCAGAUUGCUAUCAGAAGAAAUGUUAUGCAACAAUUUAGCUUUUGAAAACAAUGUUCAUUGUGAACUCGUUACCAAUACUAAUGAGGAAGGUAGAGAAUUGACUGUCCGUAUAGCUAAAAUUACUGGUAGACCUAACCUUGAAGACCGAGUCGGUGUUUUUAAUGUGUACGCUGAGAAAGGGAAUCGAAGCGCCAAUGCCACAAUCAUAGUUCACCAUGCUAAUGCUUACGUACAACCAAUUACUCGCACCAAGACUGUUAGCAUAAAUGACAGAAAUGUUACAUUGGGCGUCAUUAAUCUCAACUCGACUAUUGAAAGUGAUCUACUAUGGACAAAAGAUGGAAAGAAUAACAGUGCAUGGGAUGGUAAAGCAACUAUUUCAUUUGAAAAUAUUACAUUGAAUGAUGCUGGAGUUUAUGAAUGUUAUAGUUCUUCAGCUGACUACAAUCGGGAAAAUGGAUAUCAUGCUUUCAUGCAACUGAUAGUGAGAGAAGUUUGAACCAAAACAUAUUGAUAAAACUCCAUUGAAGUGGUAAUAUGACGUAUAACAACCUAAUUUGAUUACACAAAAAGCAGUAAUGUUUCCUGAAAUCAAUGAACAAAUGU
Molecule: messenger RNA, 877 nt
Organism: Anneissia japonica
Lineage: Eukaryota; Metazoa; Echinodermata; Crinoidea; Comatulida; Comatulidae
Exons: 5
Coding region: 60-770 (236 amino acids)
Source: RefSeq, a predicted model, not a curated record